AUGUUCGCAUAUGGUCUCCUUCCUUUCCUUCUUCAACGCCUCCGAACACGUCGUUACCAACAACAACAACAACAACAGCAACAACAACAGCAACAACAGCAACAGCAGCAGCAAUCAGUGAGUCCACCCUCCUCCGCUGCUCUGGCUCCCAAAACUUGUGCCGCCGCGGGUGCGGUGCGCGGUCGCGCCGGCUCCGCCGUCUCUGGCCUCGGCCAGCAACAGCAGCAGCAGCGAGGUCCGGCUGCCGACGUGGGCCCGGGCGUGCCCGAGACACCGGUCAAGAAAACCAUCGUCGCCGGCGCCGUGCACGACGUCCCCUGCGCUGCUUGUGUGAAGCGCACAGCCGGUGACUAUGGUCACCGCUGCCGCGACGUCGCGGCAGCCGGGGCGCUCGUUGCUUCUCGUGCGCGAGAAUCAACAAGAGCUGCGUCCCGCCGCGUUGCGGAGAUGCUCGCGGUCGCUGACGCCGCUGCCGACAACGACGACGAAGACUUCCAGCAGGCAGCCUUGGCUGCUCAGCAGGCCCUCAGCGGCAGUCGUGCCGAGGACCGCGCCGGCGGCAGCGGCGGUGUCGCUGCGCCUGCUCCGGCAAUCCGAGGCGCGGCUGCUGCCGAGCUGGCUCUGCGGGAGCGCCAGGUUGUGGCCCUCGAGGGCAUCAACCAGAACUUGGGUCGGUUGGUGGGUUUGCUCCGUGGCUUUGUGGAGCGGGAGGACGACAGCGUUGGCGACGAGUAG
Messenger RNA from Microdochium trichocladiopsis, 735 nucleotides. RefSeq lists its product as uncharacterized. The transcript has 6 exons. The coding region runs from base 1 to 735 and encodes 244 amino acids. The record is from RefSeq and is a predicted model, not a curated record. NCBI's taxonomy places the organism in Eukaryota, Fungi, Ascomycota, Sordariomycetes, Xylariales, Microdochiaceae.